Molecule: messenger RNA, 546 nt
Organism: Parascedosporium putredinis
Lineage: Eukaryota; Fungi; Ascomycota; Sordariomycetes; Microascales; Microascaceae
Source: the annotation of a GenBank genome assembly
AUGCCGGAGCAAAAGACGACCCGAAGGAGGAGAUCUAGCAGCAUUCUCCAGGUCUACCAUGAGCCUCAGGAAACUCUAGAACAGAUCAGCGAUCAGGCUGUUGUUCCCAAUCUCAAUGCAGACUGGGUGAAUGCCAAGGGUGCCUGGACAAUUCACUUCGUCCUAAUUGCGUGCCUUAAAAUAUUUUAUGACAUCAUACCCGGAGUCUCGCAAGAGACGUCGUGGACACUGACCAAUAUCACAUACAUGUUUGGGUCAUAUAUCAUGUUCCAUUAUGUGCGAGGCGUACCCUUCGAGUUCAACGGUGGCGCCUUUGACAACCUCAACAUGUGGGAGCAGAUCGACAACGGCGCCCAGUACACACCAGCCAAAAAGUUCCUGCUUGGCGUCCCUAUCGCGCUGUUCUUGCUUAGCACACACUACACGCACUACGACUUGGCGUACUUUAUCAUCAACUUCCUUGCUGUCAUGGGGGUCAUCAUCCCUAAACUCCCCUUUAGUCACCGAAUGCGAGUAGGCUUCUUCUCGAGUAUCCCCGAGGAAUAA